AUGCGGGCGCUGAGGGCGCUGCGGCCCCGCAGGCUCCUGGCGAUGGCGGCCGCGGCGGCGGCGGCGGCGGCCGGCGGGGUCCGGCGGGGCCCGGUGCUGAGCCCCGAGUGCAUGAACCCCGCCAUCCGCCGCGUGGAGUACGCGGUGCGCGGCCCCAUCGUCGUGCGCGCCACGGAGCUGGAGCAGGAACUGCGCAAGGGUGUCCCCAAGCCCUUCACCGAGGUGAUCAAGGCCAACAUCGGCGACGCGCACGCCAUGGGCCAGCAGCCCAUCACCUUCGUCCGCCAGGUGACAGCGCUGUGCCUGUGCCCGGAGCUGAUGAAGGACGCGUCCCUGCCCAGCGACGCCAAGGAGCGCGCCCAGCGACUGCUGGCGGCCUGCGCCGGCCAGAGCGUGGGCGCCUACAGCGCCAGCCCCGGCGUGCAGAUGGUGCGGGAGAGCGUGGCGCGCUACAUCGAGCGGCGCGACGGCGUCCCCGCCAAGGCCGACGACAUCUUCCUGUCCACCGGCGCCAGCGACGCCAUCGUGAGCAUGCUGAAGCUGCUGGUGUGGGGCUCGGGCUCGUCGCGCACGGGGGUGCUGAUCCCGAUCCCGCAGUACCCGCUGUACUCGGCGGCGCUGGCCGAGCUGGACGCGGCGCAGCUCGGUUAUUUCCUGGCCGAGGAGCGCUGCUGGGCGCUGGACGUGGCCGAGCUGCGGCGGGCGCUGAACGAGGGCCGGCGGCGCUGCUGCCCCCGCGUGCUCUGCAUCAUCAACCCCGGCAACCCCACCGGCCAGGUGCAGAGCCGGGAAUGCAUCGAGGACGUCAUCAAGUUCGCCUACGAGGAGAAGCUUUUCCUCAUGGCUGAUGAGGUGUACCAGGACAACGUCUACGCCGAGGGCUCGGCCUUCCACUCCUUCAAGAAGGUCCUGAUGGAGAUGGGGCCGCCCUACUCGGACUCGGUGGAGUUGGCCUCCUUCCACUCCAUCUCCAAGGGAUUCAUGGGAGAGUGCGGGCUGCGGGGCGGCUACAUGGAGGUGGUGAACCUGCACCCCGAGGUGAAGGCGCAGCUCGCCAAGCUCGUGUCCGUCCGGCUGUGCCCGCCCGUGCCGGGACAGAUGGUCCUGGACAUCAUCAUGGACCCGCCCAAGCCCGGAGAGCCGUCCUACGAGCGCUUCCAGGCGGAGAAGGAGGCCGUGCUGAGCGCGCUGGCGGAGAAGGCGCGGCUGACGCAGGAGAUGUUCAACCGCACGCCGGGGAUCCACUGCAACCCCGUGCAGGGCGCCAUGUACGCCUUCCCCCGCAUCGACCUCCCGCCGCGCGCCCUGGCCGCCGCCAAGGAGAAGAAGCAGGCCCCAGACAUGUUCUUCUGCAUGAGGCUCCUGGAGGAAACCGGGAUCUGCGUCGUCCCGGGAAGCGGCUUCGGACAGAAGGAAGGCACCUACCACUUCCGGAUGACCAUCCUGCCGCCCACGGAGAAGCUGAAGAUGCUCCUGGAGAAGCUCAGCACCUUCUACACCAAGUUCGUCAAGGAAUUCUCUUAACGAGGGCGGCCACGCCCCGGCCACGCCCCGCCUCUGUCACCUCCAGCAAUUCCCACCGGGAAUUCCCACCGGGAAUUGGGUGGGCUUUGGUUUUUUUCCGGGAAUUCCGGGGCAGGUCCCCCCCCUCCACUCCCCAAAUAAAGG
Molecule: messenger RNA, 1668 nt
Organism: Vidua macroura (Pin-tailed whydah)
Lineage: Eukaryota; Metazoa; Chordata; Aves; Passeriformes; Viduidae
Gene: GPT
Product: glutamic--pyruvic transaminase
Exons: 11
Coding region: 1-1524 (507 amino acids)
Biological process (GO): biosynthetic process
Molecular function (GO): pyridoxal phosphate binding; L-alanine:2-oxoglutarate transaminase activity
Source: RefSeq, a predicted model, not a curated record